Anneissia japonica is the source of this 1908-nucleotide messenger RNA. RefSeq lists its product as uncharacterized. Lineage: Eukaryota; Metazoa; Echinodermata; Crinoidea; Comatulida; Comatulidae. The transcript has 2 exons. The record is from RefSeq and is a predicted model, not a curated record. Bases 116 to 1141 code for a protein of 341 amino acids.
CCCAAACAUCUACCUUAUUUCAACAACCGACUCAAGUUGAAACGUCCUGCUCGCACACCCGACGCUUAAAGUCAUUAUACUGGUUACCACAAUCUAAGCAACGGCCAAAAUCAAGAUGUCUGUUGUUGAAACUCAAUUAAAUGAUCUCGCAGUUACCGUGAAGGACGUACCGAAAAGAAUGCGGGUGUUUUCCCUCUGUAUGAGAUCUCUCUAUGCGGAGACAGCGCUGAGCGGAUCGUCAGACACCACCAGGAAGAUCAACAAGAUACGAGACGACACCAGGAAAGAUGCUUUGGUCUAUGUCAAAGGAGUUCUACCAGCAUCUACCAUGCUGGUGAGAAACCUCAAAGACUUCUUUGAGAACUACGAAGCACUUGGUUUUGAGGAUUGGAAAGAAAUUCUCCCUGACAUCUUGGAGGAUGUAAAAGGUUAUCAGCAAUGCUGUGUGGAAAUUGUCGAACUGCACAAGAAGAUAAUGACCCCAUUGAAGGAGAGACAGGAUGAAGCAAAGGUACUCGUUGCCGAACUGAAGAACUUGACGAAGGAAUUAGAGAAAAAAAAAAGAGAACUAGAAGAGUCUGCUCAAACCAAAAGUAUCUGGGCGGCUGCGCUUUUCUUUGUUCCAGUUGUAAAUGUAGUUGCAACACCAUUACUAUGCAAGAGUGCUGAUGAUGAUUUGGUGAAUUCGGUAGCGAAAAAUGCUCAAUGCGUUGUCAAUAAUGCAGCAGUUGUUGUGAUAAGUGAGGCCAUGAUUCCAGCUCUAGCGGAAUUCAUUGGUGGUUUGGAGAGUAUCGCUGGUUUUUUCAAAGUGGUUGAAGAAGAGCUCACUACAUUUCAUAACAGAGGGGAAAUGGCUAUGGAGGAUGCCAAAAAGCAGCACUACUUACUGAUGAAAAAUGAAGCAAAGGAGAUCAGGCAAGGUUGUAGGGAGUUCUUCGCCAUGAUACCUGGAAUAACAACCGACUUUGAAUGCAUUCCACAGUCUGGAAAUGACGAGAAUUACGUCGACAGAUGGUUGAAAAAACAACAGGAGGAGAUCAAAGAGAAGUACACGAAAUGUCUCACUGGGAAGUUAAGGAGAAUGUUGACCUAUUUUUCAACCGCUGAAGGGGAAAAGCUAAUGAUUAAAGGGAAGGAUUAGAAGAACUUCACACAGAACUCGUGAUUAUGGUGUUUGUUUCUGCUUUCUGCUUAAUAAUAACAUUAACUUCAUUUUUGUUAGAGUAAUUAAUGAUUGUGUAUAACCUUUAUUAGGAAUCUAAAUAAUCAUUAUUCUUUCAUCUCAGCCAGUACAUGUAAAGUUUUCACUCCUAGAGACUUUUAUCUGUAUGUAAAAUUAGGGAAUAUACUUUAAGUCAUUAUCUCCGUUCGACGAUUUUUGCUAAGCUUUCAUUUGGUCUUUCUCUGAUCAGGUGAUGCACUGAGACUUCGGCGUGGAAAUAUGAUGAACUGAAAAUAUAAUUUCAAGUUGAUCGGCGUGUUGAUUGUAAAACUAAUUAGGACACAUGUGCAACUUGUGUUAAAUAUUUUGUAGGUAACUGGUACAUUUAUUGUUUGGCUAAAUCUAUGUAAAUUACAAGUAGAUUGUGUUUUUCAGGUAUCUAAUUGUAAAACUUAGUUUUUUCGUCAAAUAUUUUGAAGCCUGUAAAACUGUUUUACUUUAUAGAUGUAAUGCCUCCCUAGGCCCUAUCGCACAUGGGAACCUCUAACUCUUCCAUGCUCUGCAAACCUCAGGCCAGUUGCGUGGCGGUCGGUGCGAUUGCACCGAUGACUGUGCUCCGGUGACAAGUACCUAUUAAGAAAAAUAACCACCCAUCUUAGCCGAUCUUAAAGGGUUAGUAUUGAUAUUAAACUUGCAGUCAGUAAACCAGACGGAUCCCAUUUACUCUUUACGGCCCAUAUAGAUAU